CGGAAUUUCGCUCUUUCCAUCGCUUCCCUUCUUUCUCUGAAGCACUGGACAGAAACCCUGAGCCAUGGUAUCCGAUUUUGGCCCAACCCAGGAUGGCCUCGACAUCGAUAAGCUCGUGGAGGUCGGAAGGCUGAUCCAGAAAAGCAUACAGGUAGUCGUCGAGGAGCAUUACAAAGCGCCGGAGCCUGCCGAGAGCAGUAUCCCGUCAUGGCCCAUGUACGAAGCUCAGAGAAACAUUAUCGCUGGGACCGGGGUACUAUUGGAAUUGAUAUCCGACCCAUCCCUGCGCCUCAUGGAAUAUUCAGGGCAAUACUGGGAGUCCAGGGCUCUUGCAAUCGCAGUGGCGAAACACAUCCCGGAUGUCCUGAGCAACGGGCCUCUCCCCCUGGAGCAGCUAUCCAACAUCACUCGGAUUGAAAGCCGGAAAUUGGCACGAGUCCUCCGGUGCUUAUGUUCGAGCCACAUAUUCAGCGAGCCAGAGACAGAGGUAUUCGCCAAUAAUCGAAUUUCCCGCGCCCUGGUUCAAAAUGAGCCGCUAAGCGCGUAUAUCCUGAUGUUCCAUGCAGACCUUUUCUCCUGCGCUGAGCACUUGCCGAGUACCCUAUUCGACGAGGAGAUGGGCCCAUCCUAUGACGUUAAGAAGACUGCUUUCCAGAAAGCCCUACGUACCGACAAAAGUAGGUGGGAAUGGCUGGAGGAGCCCCCAUCCAACGACGAAAAGAAGCCAAAGACGUGCAUCUCCAACUAUCCCGGUAUCCCGGGCUAUGAGAAUACAAGUCGGGGUGAUUCUCCCUUUGAACGACAUCGGCCGGAGCUGCCUCUUUUCAGUAUGGCGAUGGUGGGCGGCGGAAGAGUAACUACGCGCGCUCAUCUUCACGAUUAUCCGUGGCACGAAUUGGGGUCUGCAGCAAUUGUCGACGUAGGAGGUGGUGUCGGUGGCUUCAUGAUCCAACUGAGUAAAAGAUUCCCACUUCUCAACUUUAUUAUCCAAGACUGCUCCUCCAACAUGCGCUUGGCUGAGAUGGAAGUGUGGCCGAAGGAGAACCAUGCAGCCCUUGAGGAAGGAAGAGUCAAGUUCAGGGUACAUGACUUCUUCACCUCGAACCCGGUACAAGGUGCUGAGAUAUAUUGGCUGCGUUAUAUCUUGCAUGACUGGGAUGACGAAAGCUGUGUCCAAAUUCUGUCCGCAAUCAGGGCCUCUAUGGGCCCUGAGUCUCGGAUUCUGGUCUGUGAGCAAAUCAUGGAUACUACUACCAAGCAAUCGCCGACUCAAUCUCCUCUCCCUCCGAACUUUGGAGUGUUUAAGAGAUACAGUCACCAAAGAGACCUUGAUGUAAUGUCUAUUAUCAACGGAAUCGAGAGAACCCCAGCCCAGUUCGAGUCCCUGUUCCAGAAGGCAGGCCUCGUCUUGAAGAAGAUCUGGCCUUGUCGGAGCCAAGUAUCUAUUCUGGAAGUAGUCCAGAAGGACUGA
This is a messenger RNA of Aspergillus versicolor CBS 583.65, 1471 nucleotides long. RefSeq lists its product as uncharacterized. The record is from RefSeq and is a predicted model, not a curated record. Gene Ontology annotation, molecular function: O-methyltransferase activity. Bases 65 to 1471 code for a protein of 468 amino acids. The transcript is spliced from 6 exons. NCBI's taxonomy places the organism in Eukaryota, Fungi, Ascomycota, Eurotiomycetes, Eurotiales, Aspergillaceae.